AUGGAUAGUUCAGCUACUUCAGCCAACAAGAAGACAGCAGAUCUCGCUGCUGCCGGCGCCCAUCAGGACUUACAAUCUCUGGACUCUGUGAUCUCUCUUCUACAGAAUCACUUUCAAUUUUGCAAAUCCGUCCACCUCGUUCUCAAAACAGACCCAGAUCCUACUAUGGAGAUUGUUGCGCCGCUCACUGAUGAUAAUGACGUGAGAACUGCGAGCAACGAGGUCACUACUAGUGUGACCAAUUUCAUUGAAGAGAAAUUGUUACCGCGCACCGACGAUUUAUAUUGUGUAAUGGUACAGCAGCGGCUAUCAUUGAAGGCAGACGACCGCCGGGAAGGCCUGCACUUCUUGCCGUCGCUACGUGCAUUCACGCCAUUUGAGGCAAAGGCGAGGAUCCAAGGAGAAGUUAUACGUGAAGGGGACUGGGAUCGAAAACGGGAUGCGGAGAUUGCCGUCUGGCGGGCGAUGGACGCUCUAGAUUCUACGGAGAUUAAUCGCGAGGGCACGAGAGGAUAUUGGGUCAAGACGGAUGUGCUCGAUAUGUUUCCAUGGGGAGGAAUGGAAUUUGUCUAG
Messenger RNA from Penicillium verhagenii, 573 nucleotides. RefSeq lists its product as uncharacterized. Lineage: Eukaryota; Fungi; Ascomycota; Eurotiomycetes; Eurotiales; Aspergillaceae. The record is from RefSeq and is a predicted model, not a curated record. The transcript has a single exon. Bases 1 to 573 code for a protein of 190 amino acids.